This is a messenger RNA of Rotaria sp. Silwood1, 1545 nucleotides long. The record is from the annotation of a GenBank genome assembly. NCBI's taxonomy places the organism in Eukaryota, Metazoa, Rotifera, Eurotatoria, Philodinida, Philodinidae.
UACCUUGGGUCCAAUACAAAGAAAAUUGUAAAAACAUGAUCUUAUCAUCUUCUUCGGCGAAACUAUCCGAAGAGGCUAAGACUGUUUUAAAGUCUAGAUCAUAUACAAAGUAAUUUCAUUUCAUAAAACUAUUAUUGAAAACGUUAGUUUUUAUAUUUACCUUUAUUUCACAAGCUGUAAUGAAGAACGUGUGGUGGCACCAACAUCAAUGAAAAGGUUGAUGGCAACUGAUAGUUCAACAUCGACUAAAAAAAAACAAAAAAAUAUUAGAAGUACAGCCCACCACAACACAAACAACAAUACUUCAAUAUUUUAGUAAGGCUACAAAAAAAAAUCGUCCCUCCACCUGCAAAAGAAUCUAAUGUAUCAUCAAAAGAAAAUGAAGAUUGUUCAAUUAUCUCAUGUUUGCCAUUGUAAGUCUUGAAGAAAGUUUAUUUUAAAUAUAAAGUGUUGACUAUUCUGUUACUUUCUACGCGGUGGUUAUUCAUCGAAAAAUAAAAAAACUUUACCAUUUCCACCAACAAAUUCACUACCAUCAUCACUGAUACAAGCCUCAACGACAUCCUCAACUUACUCAUCAUCAUCAAUAGAACUAACAUCGAAAUAUUUUCGUAAUCGUUUUAUGCCUCGGCCUUAUCCACCAAUUGCUCGACUAUCGAACCAAAGUUGUACGAAAACUCAAGAACUUCAACAACAACAAAUUCCUGGUGAAAAUUAAGAGAAUAAAUCCUCAUAAUAUUCAUUAAAAAAAGAAGACAAAUAGAAAAAAAGACUUUCUAAAAUUUUAAAUUUUCCUUAUUUCACAUAAUCCCAUCUUUUUAAGCGUUUUUCUUGUCUUCUUUUUCUUUUAACUGGUCAUUAUUUGUUCAUCACUACAUUUUUAAAGGUUUUACCAUAUUAUUCUUAUACGUUAACUUUUUUAUAUUUUGAUUUUAUUUAAUUUCUUUGUAUUCUUGUUGCUGGCCUAUUCUUUUUUUUAAUUACGUUGAAUUAAAAUUAUCUACCUUAUUUUUUCUUAGAUUUAUUAAUUGCUCAUGAAGAUCAAAACAAAUAGAUUAGUAUGAUCUACCUAAAGAAGACAUGGAAGUUUCACAUUUCAACUUCAGAAGAGUUGUGCUAAUAACUGUUUUUUCUACUGUUUUCGAUGAUUUUAAGAUACAUAAAAAAUUUAUGCGGCAUUAGAAAAUUUUUAGUACAUAGAACAAAUAUUCUCAAAUUGCUACUUAAAAGAGCAUCGAGCAUCGUCUAUGAUUCAGAUAUUGAUUUCUAAGGUAAACUAGCCGGAAUAGAAAAUUUAUCUAUGCUCGUUUUAAAAGUUUUUUAAUUGUCUAAUCAUCAAUCUUUUCUUUGAGAAUGUCUGAAUUUUCAACCACUAGUAUGGCUACUGAUCUUUCUGUGUUUAAUCGGGAUGAUGUUCAAACAUUUGUUAACUUAGCAUUGAGGCCACCGUAUUCUUUUCCAAUGCUUGAUUUUGCAUAUUGUGUCGAUAAUGCUUUACCAUCAUUAUUAACUGAUCGUAUGAUACAUAUUGCCGAAAUCAUUUAA